UCUUAAAUGUAUUUAUAAUCUUCCGUAGCUGAAGAAACAGUUUGCAGACAACAUAAAGUCUUUGUCUUCUUCUCUCUGUCACAUUGAUUUGUGAAAAAGAAGAGUGGCAGAGAAGAAACCCAUGGCUAUGGCGGAGAUGGCAAUGAAGUCUUCAGUAACUGCAAACCUCACUAUUCCUCCUUCUUCCUCUUCUUCGUCUUGUAAGAAGCGAGUGAGGCAAAUCUCUGUCGCACUUCCAACAACAACCUCAAUCUCUCUUCUAUCCGUCUUCUCAUCUCCUCCUCCUGAAGCCAAAGCUGCCGUUUCCAUUUCCAAGGACCAGAUCGUCUCCUCUCUCACUGAAGUGGAGAAAACAAUCAACCAAGUUCAAGAAACAGGUUCGAGUGUUUUCGACGCAACGCAGCGUGUUUUCCAAGUAGUAGGAGACGCACUCAAACCAGCCUUGGACACUGCUUUGCCCAUCGCGAAGCAAGCCGGAGAAGAGGCUUUGAAGCUUGCCACUCCCGCUUUCUCAGAGGCUUCCAAGAAAGCUCAAGAAGCAAUGCAAAGCUCUGGUAUCGAUGCGGAGCCCGUCUUUAAUGCUGCAAAGACAGUAACAGAUGUGGCCCAACAGACAACAAAAGCUAUCGAAGUUGCUAAGCCCAUUGCUUCAUCGACCAUGGAGACGAUAUCUUCAGCUGAUCCUAGUGUCAUUGUUGUUGCUGCUGGCGCUGCGUUCAUUGCUUACCUUCUCCUUCCUCCUGUUUGGUCUGCUAUAUCUUUUAACUUCCGCGGUUACAAAGGUGACCUCACACCGGCACAAACACUUGAUCUUCUCUGUUCCAAGAACUACAUAAUGGUGGAUAUAAGAUCAGAGAAAGAGAAGGAAAAAGCUGAUCCUCGUCUCCCUUCAAAUGCUAAGAACAGUAUGAUCGCUAUUCCAAUAGAAGAGCUGCCGAACAAAGUAAAAGGAAUUGUGAGGAACUCGAAACGUGUUGAAGCAGAAAUAGCAGCGUUAAAGAUAUCUUACCUCAAGAGAAUCAACAAAGGCUCCAACAUCAUCAUCAUGGACUCGUACUCGGACUCUGCUAAAAUUGUGGCGAAAACCUUAAAGGUUCUCGGGUAUAAGAACUGCUGGAUCGUGACAGAUGGAUUCUCUGGUGGCAGAGGAUGGUUGCAGAGCCGGUUAGGCACUGAUUCUUACAACUUCUCGUUCGCACAGGUCUUGUCUCCAUCGAGGAUUAUCCCGGCAGCUUCUAGGUUCGGUACUAGAUCAGGAACCAAGUUCCUUCCUAGCUCGGACUGAAAACAAAGAAAAACAAGAGAAUGUGUAUCAUUAGCUAAAGUGUUGUUUUUAUAUUCCUUUUUAUUGUAAGAUUAACUUUAAUGAUUUCAAUAAUAAAAUCUAUCCCAAGUUCA
This is a messenger RNA of Raphanus sativus (radish), 1398 nucleotides long. Its product is annotated as calcium sensing receptor, chloroplastic. Gene Ontology annotation, biological process: de-etiolation; cellular response to calcium ion; regulation of stomatal closure. Lineage: Eukaryota; Viridiplantae; Streptophyta; Magnoliopsida; Brassicales; Brassicaceae. The record is from RefSeq and is a predicted model, not a curated record.